Molecule: messenger RNA, 378 nt
Organism: Lactuca saligna
Lineage: Eukaryota; Viridiplantae; Streptophyta; Magnoliopsida; Asterales; Asteraceae
Source: the annotation of a GenBank genome assembly
AUGUUAGUUUCCUACAUUCUUGUGAUUGGGAAAAUGGAUGUGGAAAUAGUUGUAGUGCUUAGAAAGAAACCCACCAUGCAACCUAAAGAGACUCUGAAGGACCUUGACAAGAUGCAAAAUAGAAGAAUUAUGGAGGAUAAUUGGAGUAUGGCGUACCAACAACGAGAUAAGACUAGUUUGAAUAUUCAGAGAUGUUGUUUCUGCUUGCCUAACAAGCAUCCUUAUUCCACUUCAUGUCUGGAUUACGUUUUGAGGUUAGCUAAAGCUUGCAAAGAAAAUGAUGUUGCUGACAAAAAGUGCUUUGCAUACAUGAUUAAGUGGUACAUCACAGUUCGCAACACCUUGCUUGGAUUAAUGACAAAACUUUUCAAGGUUUAG